This is a messenger RNA of Haliaeetus leucocephalus (bald eagle), 10038 nucleotides long. RefSeq names its product laminin, alpha 3 (gene LAMA3). Gene Ontology annotation, cellular component: basement membrane. The record is from RefSeq and is a predicted model, not a curated record. The coding region runs from base 1 to 10038 and encodes 3345 amino acids. The transcript is spliced from 76 exons. Gene Ontology annotation, molecular function: signaling receptor binding. Lineage: Eukaryota; Metazoa; Chordata; Aves; Accipitriformes; Accipitridae. Gene Ontology annotation, biological process: regulation of cell migration; axon guidance; regulation of embryonic development.
AUGGGGCUCAGCCUCCACCCGCCGUACUUCAACCUGGCCGCGGCAGCCAGCAUCUGGGCGACGGCCACCUGCGGGGAGGCGGCGGCGGGCGGCGGCGGGCGGCCGGUGUUGUACUGCAAGCUGGUGGGGGGGCCGGCCGCCGCCCCCCUGGGCCGCGCCAUCCAGGGACAGUUUUGUGAUUAUUGCAAUGCUGCUGAUCCCAGUAAAGCUCACCCGGUAACCAAUGCAAUUGACGGCACAGAGCGCUGGUGGCAAAGUCCUCCUCUUUCUAUGGGCUUGAAAUACAAUGAAGUCAAUGUCACUUUAGAUCUGGGACAGCUCUUCCAUGUUGCCUAUAUCAUUAUCAAGUUUGCAAAUUCUCCUCGUCCAGAUCUCUGGAUCUUAGAAAGAUCAGUGGACUUUGGAAGAACUUACACUCCCUGGCAAUUUUUUGCUCACUCCAAAGCAGAUUGCUUGGAGCACUUUGGAAAGGAAGCUAACCUUCCAGUGAGGAGGGACAGCGAUGUCCUUUGCACCACAGAGUACUCUCGCAUCCUGCCUCUAGAAAAUGGAGAGAUUGUAGUAUCUUUGGUAAAUGGCCGCCCAGGAGCAAAAAACUUCACUUAUUCGUCUAGUCUUCGAGAGUUCACAAAAGCAACAAACAUCCGCCUUCAUUUUCUCAGAACUAAUACGCUUCUUGGACACUUGAUAUCAAAAGCUCAACGAGACCCCACUGUAACCCGUAGAUAUUACUACAGUAUAAAGGACAUCAGUAUUGGUGGUCGAUGUGUUUGCCAUGGCCAUGCUGAAGUAUGUAAUGCAAAGAGUGCUGACAACAAAUACCAGUUUCAGUGUGAAUGUCAGCAUAACACUUGUGGGGAAACCUGUGAUCACUGCUGCCCUGGAUAUAAUCAGAAACAGUGGCAACCUGCAACAGCUGGGAGCACAAACACAUGUGAACCCUGCAAUUGCCAUGGACAUGCCACUGAUUGCUACUAUGAUGCUGAUGUUGAUCGCUGUCGAGAAAGCUUAAACAUCCAUGGGCAUUAUGAAGGUGGAGGAGUCUGCAUUAAUUGCCAGCAUAACACAGCUGGUAUUAACUGUGAGAAGUGUGCAGGAGGUUACUAUCGUCCUUAUGGUGUUCCAGCGAGAGCUCCUGAUGGCUGUAUACCCUGCAGUUGUAACUCGGAGCGUGCAGAGGGCUGUGAGGAAGGGUCUGGCCGCUGUUUCUGUAAGCAGAAUUUCCAGGGAGAAAACUGUGAACGCUGUGCUGAUGGAUUCUAUGAUUAUCCAUUUUGUGUCCGUAUUCCUGUAUAUCCUUUUACUUCUCCCAAUCCAAGAGAUGCUAUGGCUGGCGACAUAAUCGUGUGCGAAUGUAAUGUGGCGGGUACCCAGCCUGAAGUCUGCGAUUUUCUCGGGAUGUGUCUUUGUCGCUCUGGGGUGGCUGGACUUCAGUGUGACAGCUGUCAGCCUGGCCACCACUCUUUCCCUGCCUGUCCAGAAUGUAACUGUGAUGCUGUCGGCUCAGUGGAGAAUACAUGUGGUCCUAGAGGUCAGUGUCUGUGCCGUAGCAACUAUGCUGGACUUAGAUGUGACCAGUGCGCUCCAGGUUAUUACAGCUAUCCCAGCUGCUUGCCUUGCCGCUGCUCUCCCGACGGUUCCCAGCACGGCACGUGUGAUCCCACGUCGGGGCAGUGCGAGUGUCAAACGGGCAUCACGGGGCGACAGUGCGACAGAUGCCUUUCUGCAGCUGACAGUUUCCCCAACUGCAAAGGUGUCAACAGUGAAUGUGACCCUUCAGGUAGUGUUGGUUCUCAUUCCGGCUAUUGUCAAUGUCUUCAGCACGUUGAAGGUCCUACCUGUAGUAAAUGCAAACCAUUGUACUGGAAGCUGGCCAAAGAAAACCCUGAGGGAUGUACAGCAUGCCAGUGUGAUGUGAGUGGAACUCUAAGUGGAGUCGGAGAAUGUCAGCAGGAAAACGGGCAUUGUUACUGCAAAUCUAAUGUUUGUGGGGAUUCCUGUGACACUUGUGAAGCUGGUUAUUAUGCUCUUGAAAACAAGAAUUAUUUUGGCUGCCAAGGCUGCCGGUGUGAUGUUGGAGGAUCCCUCAGCCCGUCGUGUGCCGAGCCUUCGGGUGGCUGCCAGUGCAGGGCGCACGUCGUGGGGACGGACUGUCGGGAGCCUGAAAAAAACUAUUUUUUCCCUGAUCUGCACCACAUGAAGUUUGAGAUUGAAGAUGGUACUACUGUCAAGGGAAGGGAAAUUCGGUUUGGCUAUGAUCCUCAGGAAUUUCCUAGCUUCAGUUGGAGAGGAUAUGCCCAGAUGUCCUCUAUACAAAAUGAAGUGAGGAUAACUUUGAAUGUGGAAAAAUCAAACCUCUACUUAUUUCGCAUUAUCCUGAGGUAUAUUAACCCUGGAGGUGAAACAUUAUCUGGUCGCAUAUCUGCUUGUCAGUCUCGGCCUGAAACAGGGGCUGCUCAGAGCAAAGAGUUUGUCUUCCCACCCAGCAAGGAGCCAGCUUUUGUCACAAUCCCAGGAAAAAGCUCCACAGAGCCUUUCUCACUGGUUCCAGGCACGUGGACUGUCAGUAUAAUGGCAGAGGAAGUCCUCUUGGAUUAUUUGGUGCUGUUACCUAGUGAUUACUACGAAGCAUCCAUCUUGCAGAUACAAGUUACAGAGCCUUGCACCUAUUCAGGACGUGCUUCAACAGAGCACUGCUUGCUCUAUCAGCAUUUGCCACUGGGCAGAUUUUCCUGUGUCCUUGGUUCAGAGGCAGUGUACUUCAGACAUGGGGGAGAAUACAGAAGACUAUCUGUGCGACAGCCAACUCCCGAUCAACCAGUGAUGACCCAUAUCAGUGGAAGAGAGGUCAAUUUACAGAUGACCAUAAAUGUUCCUCAAGUUGGUCGCUAUGUUCUGAUUUUUGAAUAUGCCAAUGAAGAGGAUCGGUUACACACUGCCGAGGUAAUAAUACAUAGCCCUGGACCUGUCACUGAAGGCAGAGUGAGAAUAUAUAGUUGUAAAUACAGUUUCCUUUGUCGCAGCGUUGUAGUUGACGAUAGGAAUCGCGUUGCUGUCUAUGACCUUCUAGCAGAUACAAAGAUAGAUCUUAAGGCAUCAUCAAGUAAUUUUCUUCUGCACAAGGUUUGUAUUAUAUCAGCUGAAGAAUUUUCUCCCGAAUAUGUGGAUCCUAAAGUACAGUGCAUAGCUGCUUACAGGAGUACCCGUGAUGGAAGUGCAACAUGCAUUCCCUCAGUGUAUGAAACUCCACCGGCAGCUUUGGUAUUGGAUGCAUUCAAGGAUGGGAAAAUUUCCGAAGUACGGAGAAAUAUACUCAGUGAUCCACUGAGUGCCCCUUUACCUUCUGACUCAGUUGACAGAGUCACCUUGACACCAUUACAGAACCAGAUCACCUUGAGUGGCAGAGUGCCCCGCUUGGGCAGAUACGUAUUUGUGGUACACUUUUAUCAGUCCGCACACCCGGUGUUCCCCGUGCAAAUGCGUGUGGAUGCAGGACAUGUGUGGUCAGGUUCCUUCAAUGCUUCAUUCUGCCCUCAUACGUCUGGCUGUCGGGAUCAGGUGAUUGCAGAAAACAGAAUUGAGCUUGACAUUUCUGAACCUGAGGUCUCUGUUACAGUGAUGAUACCUGAUGAAAGAAUGCUAGUUCUGGAAAAUGUCUUAGUUGUUCCAGCAGACACCUACAGUUACAAAAUUCUUGACAAAAAGACAGUGGACAAGUCAUUUGAUUUUAUCAGCCAAUGUGGACGAAACAGUUUUUAUAUUGACCCAGAAGGAUCAUCAGCCUUCUGUAAGGACUCUGUAAGGUCACUAGUGGCUUUCUACAACAACGGAGCCCUGCCAUGUAAUUGCCAUAGCGCAGGUGCCACAAGCCCUACUUGCAGCCCCCUGGGAGGACAGUGUAUUUGCAGACCUAAUGUCAUCGGUCGUCAGUGCAGCCGAUGCCGAAGUGGCUACUAUGGAUUCCCAUUCUGCAAGUUAUGCAACUGUGGGCAGCGUCUUUGUGACGACAUGACUGGUAAAUGCAUUUGCCCUCCACGAACUGUGAAACCAAAAUGUGAAGUGUGCCAGAAGCAUUACUUCAGCUAUCACCCUCUUGCUGGCUGUGAGAGCUGCAACUGUUCAGAAAGAGGAGUCGUUAAUGUGGCAAGCCCAGAAUGUGAAAAAACCAACGGGCAAUGCAAAUGCAAACCAGGAAUAAAAGGACGGCGGUGUGAUCAGUGUGCUCCUGGUACUUACGGUUUCCCAAACUGCAUGCCGUGUAACUGUAGCAGAGAUGGAACAGAACCAGAUGUUUGCGAUCCCCAGACAGGAAUUUGUCUCUGCAAGGAGAAUGUUGAAGGUGCAGAAUGUGAUACUUGCCGACCAGGAUCCUUUUAUCUGGACCCUUCUAAUCCCAGGGGAUGCACCUCUUGCUUUUGUUUUGGGGCAACCAGCAACUGUCGCAGCACAACUCAUCGCAGAACCAAGUUUGUGGACAUGAGGAACUGGCGCUUGGAGGCAGUGGAUGAAUAUAUUGACAUUCCAGUCAGUUUCAAUCCAGUCAGUAAUAGUGUAGUGGCUGAUGUUCAAGAAUUGCCUGCUUCAGUGCACAGUCUAUACUGGAAAGCACCGCCGUCUUACCUGGGUGAGAAGCUUUCUUCAUAUGGUGGCUUCCUUAGUUACCAAGUGAAAUCUUUUGGCUUACCUAGUGAGGGCAUGGUUCUUCUGGAUAAGAGACCUGAUAUACAACUAACAGGCCAGCAAAUGAAAGUUGUUUAUAUGGAUCCCAACAACCCACUGCCAGACCGUCAAUAUUAUGGCCGUGUACAGCUAGUUGAGGGAAACUUCAGGCAUGCCAGCAGCAAUAACCUUGUAUCCAGAGAAGAACUGAUGAUAAUCCUGUCUAGACUAGAUGGCUUAUACAUCAGAGGCCUUUACUUCACGGAGACUCAGCGAUUAACCCUUGGUGAGGUUGGGCUGGAAGAAGCCACCAGCGCAGGAAGCGGCAGCAUUGCAUACAGUGUAGAGACAUGCUCCUGCCCUCCGGAGUAUGCUGGUGACUCAUGUCAGGAAUGUGGCCUUGGAUUUUAUCGUGAGACUAAAGGAUUACUUACGGGACGCUGUGUCCCCUGCAACUGCAAUGGAAAUUCAAAUAGGUGUCAAGAUGGUACUGGAAAAUGUAUUAACUGUCAGUAUAAUACUGCUGGGGAGAAAUGUGAGCGCUGUAAAGAUGGUUAUUUUGGAGAUGCCACUCAAGGUUCCUGUCGGGUGUGUCCUUGCCCUUAUACAAACAGAUUUGCAACUGGCUGUGUGGCAAAUGGUGAAGAAAUUCAGUGUCUCUGCAAAGAAGGCUAUACCGGAGUUCGCUGUGAACGCUGUGCUCCAGGAUAUUUUGGAAAUCCACAGAAAUAUGGAGGCUACUGUCAGAAAUGUAACUGUAAUAAUAAUGGACAGCUGGCUAGCUGUGACCGUCUGACUGGAGAAUGUUUCAAUAAUGAACCAAAAGAUGUGGAUCCCAAUGAAGAUUGUGACCCUUGUGAUAGCUGUGUAAUUACACUGCUGAAGGAUUUGAGCACAACAGGUGACGAGCUUCAGCUGAUUAAGUCUCAGCUGCAAAACGUCCAUGCAAGUACCCACACACUGGAGCAGAUGAGACGUCUGGAAGCACGCAUCAAGGACUUAAAGGUCUUAUUGAACAAUUACCGUUCUGUUGUUCGUAAUCAGGGUUCAAAGGUAGAUGAGUUGGAGACAGAAUUCAUUAACCUAAAUCAUGAUAUAAAUGCUCUCCAGGAAAAGGCUGAAAUGAACUACAAAGCAGCUGAGAUAUUAUUUAAUAAUUUUGGCCAAACUCAUCAGAAAGGAAAGGAUUUGGUUUCACGAAUACAAAUAGUUGUCAACAAUAUACAAGUGCUCUUGGAACAAAUAGCUGGUACAAAUGAAGAAAGUAACAACUUGCCCUUGGGAGAUGCUGCCAAAGAACUGGCCGAAGCUCAACGCAUGAUGACGGAGAUGCGAAACCGCAACUUUGGCCAGCUUCAGGCAGAGGCGGAGAAGGAGAGAACAGAAGCUCAGCUGCUACUGGCACGUAUUAAGAAUGAACUACAAAAGUACCACCGAGAAAAUCAUGGGCUUAUUAAAAUUGUGAGGGACUCAUUGAAUGAAUAUGAAUCCAAAAUCACUGACCUUCGUGAAGCUCUGAAUGAAGCAACGGGACAAAUCAAGCAGGCUGAAAACUUAAACAGAGAUAAUGGAGUUCUGUUGGAAGACAUUAAGAAACGGAUUGAGGAGACAAAUGUACAACAGAAGGGUAUCUUGGAUAUUCUGAGCUCUGCCCGAUCUUCCCUGAUGCAAGCUAACAGUGUACUUGGAUUAUUGCAAAAGAGCAAAGAGGAAUAUGAAAGCCUGGCUGCUCAGCUGGAUGGAGCAAGGAAGGAUAUGAAUGAAAAGCUGACAAAUCACUCCUUAUCAGCAAGCAAAGAACCAUUGGUGGUGAGGGCUGAGGAACAUGCCAAAUCUUUGCAAGACUUGGCAAAACAACUGGAAGAAAUAAAGAACAGUGCCAGGAAGGACGAGUUGGUAGGCUGUGCUGUGGAAGCUUCUACUGCCUAUGACAAUAUUAUUAAUGCCAUCAAAGCGGCAGAGGAAGCGGCCAACAAAGCUGGGAAUGCAGCUGACUCAGCUUUAUCGACUGUGAAGAGAGAAGACCUAUCAGGAAAAGCUGCAAAGUUAAAAACCGAGAGCAGUACACUUUUGAAUCAAGCACAGGAGACUGAAAGGACAUUGCAAGCUAUUGGUCCAACCCUUGAAGACAUAAAGCAAAGACUCAGUGUCGCUGAUGGAAAGAAGAAUACACUGCAAAUUGAUCUUGUCACUCUUCAAAAUAAUCUCAAUGGGAUAAACAGAGAUGACAUCAACAGCAUCAUCACCAGUGCAAAGAACAUGGUAAAAAGUGCCAAGGAUGUCACAAAUAACGUAUUGGAUGAACUGCUCCCAAUUCAAGCAGAUGUGGAGAAAAUGAAGAGCACCUAUGGAAGCACACAGAGUGCUGGCUUCAGUAAAGCAUUGAUGGAGGCAAACAAUUCAGUAAAAAAAUUGACAAACAAACUUCCAGAUCUGUUCAGCAAGAUCGAGAGUAUCAACCAACAGCUGAUGCCAAUAAGCAACAUCUCUGAGAACGUAAAUCGCAUAAGAGAGCUGAUUCAACAGGCAAGAGAUGCUGCAAAUAAGGUUGCUAUUCCUAUGAGGUUCAAUGGCAGCUCUGGUGUAGAGGUUCGACCUCCAAGCAACCUUGAAGAUCUGAAAGGCUAUACUUCACUUUCUUUCUUUCUCCAAAGACCUCAGACAAGAUUAGACACCUCCCAGAGGGCAUCAAAUAAGUUUGUACUGUACCUGGGCAAUAAAGAUGCUUCCAAGGACUAUAUUGGUAUGGCUGUGAAGGAUGGUCACCUCACUUGUGUCUAUAACCUGGGAGAUGGUGAUGUAGAAAUAGAUGUGCAGCCGUUUGUGACUCAAAGCGAAACUGAGGAAGCUGUUAUGGAUCAAGUUAAGUUUGAAAGGAUUUACCAGUAUGUAAAGCUGAAUUACAUCAAAGCAGCAACAUCAACUUCUCCAGAGUAUGCAAGCCCUUUGACUGCAAGCAGUGGAGGCAGUGACACUCUCCUAAAUCUUGAUCCCAGCACUGUGGUCUUUUAUGUUGGAGGAUACCCACCAGAUUUUAGGCCUCCACAUAAGCUAGACUAUCCUCAUUAUGAAGGCUGCAUUGAAUUAGACAACCUAAACGAGCAUAUUAUCAGCCUUUACAACUUCAAGAGGACGUUUAAUCUCAAUACCACUGAAGUGCAACCCUGCAGAAGGUAUAAAGAAGAGACUGACCAAAGCUAUUUUGAAGGUACUGGUUAUGCCAGUGUCACACUGAAAGAACCAAAUAUCCACAGCCAAGUACGCUACGAGCAGACAAUUGAGACUACUGCAGAUGAAGGCAUUGUGUUUUUUGCAGCAAAUGGGGAUCAGUUCAUCAGUGUGCUCAUUAAAGAUGGUCAUACAGUUUUUAGAUACAAAGUUGGCUCUGAGCCUCCAAAAGAAAUAGAAACCAAUGCAACUGUAAAUGAUGGAACAUAUAAGCAAAUUCAUCUGGUGCUUGCCCGAAGUAGGAAUACUGUUCAUGUCAAGCCUGAUAUUAAAGCCAACAUAAAUGUCUUCAUUUUCACUAAAUACUAUCUAGGUGGAAUUCCACCUUCUCUACGGGAACGCUUUAAUAUAUCCACACCUCCAUUCCGGGGCUGCAUGAGGAAUGUGAAAAACCCUAACACUGCAUCUGUUAUUUUUGAUGAGACUGUUGGUGUCAGCAAGAAAUGUUCAGAUGACUGGAAGCUCGUCAGAUCUGCAGCUUUCUCCAAGAAGGGAACACUGAGCCUGAGUGCAGCAGAUUUCCCUUUUCCCAAGGAUUUCCAAGUUGGCUUUGGCUUUCAGACCAUGGCAUCAACUGGAACACUCUUGAAUUACAAUCUACGGCCUAAUAUUCUUACCAUCUUUCUGAGACCUGGCUUUGUAAUUGCAAAGGUGGGAGAGAAGGAAAUCGAACUGAAAAAGAAAUAUGAAGAUGGGUCAAUGCAUUAUGUGACAGUAAUAAAAACAGACAACAGAGUUCAUCUGCUGGUUGAUGAUGAAUCGGCAUUAGCAUCAGUUGACUCUGCAAGAGAACAGGCAUUAAUCGAACCUAUAAAAUUUGGUGGAGAUAAUUUUGAAGGUUGCAUCUCAAACAUCUUUAUAAAAAGGGCAGGUCAGCUCCCUGAGGUUCAAAAUCUCAUUAAUUAUACUGCAAAGACUGGUGUAUCCCUUGGAGCUUGCCGCAAAUAUGAGAACCUUGAACCAAUGCUGCUGAAGGAAUUUAAAAAUCCUUUCAGGUUUAAGAUGCUCAAGAAUGAAAAAUACCUUGAUUAUUUGAAAGCUGCUAAUGUGCAAAACCAGCAAACCCAAACUUUACCAAUGGAGUUAAAUGUUAGCAGUGAAGCAUAUCUCCUUGGAAACAUCCCCAACAGUUUCAUAUCCUACAUGUUUUCUCCACCGUCAUCUACAGACAGGUUACAUUUUUCUGUAGAUGUACGGACUCGAUCAUCAAGAGGAUUAAUAGUUUUCAUGGAGGAAAGGUCUGAGGACUCUUAUAUGGCUCUCCUCGUUUCAAAAGGACAUUUUGUCUUUUCACUUGGCUCUGAAGGAAAACGAAUCAAAAUCAAAACCAGUAUUAAAUACAAUGAUGGGCAAUGGCACACUGUGGUCUUCAGCACAGAUGGGAAGAAUGUCCGCCUUGUUGUUGAUGGUCUAAGGGCCCAGCACAGAAGAUUAGAAACAAAUUCUGCCAUCAGCAUUAAGCCACCAAUCUACGUGGGAGGGCUGCCAUCACUGAAAAGACAGAAAAUAGCAAUGAACAGUUUCAAGGGUUGCCUGAGGAAUUUUAAGAUGAAUGGAAAAGUCAUGAAUGCACCUCAGCAAAAAAAUGGCGUACUUCCAUGUCUGGAUGUUCCCAUGGACACGGGGAUUUAUUUCUUUGAUGAAGGAGGAUAUAUCACCAUUGGUAAUUUGCUGGUGGGCUUGGAUUUUAGGAUUGUAUUUACCAUUCGACCAAGGAGUUCAACAGGUAUACUCCUCCAUGCUGGAAGCAAGCAAGACAACUACUUGACUGUUUACAUGGAAGGAGGAAAGGUCAUUGCUGCUGGAAAUAGUGGUGCUGGAGAAUUCCAGACAUCAGUCACACCUAAGCAACCUCUAUCUGAUGGACAGUGGCAUACUAUUGCAGUGUCUCAGAAGAAGAACACAGUGCAGCUAGAGGUGGGCACACAGAGUAACUAUACCACUGGACUUCCACCCUCUCCUCCUAGACGUGUGCAUCAGCCACUCUACUUUGGCAAAAUUCCAGCAAAUUUGGGCACACUGUGGCUCCCAGUUAAAGACCCAUUUUUUGGCUGUCUUCGGAAUAUUGACAUUAAUGACAAACAUGUCUCCACCAGGAGAAUUUCAGACGUUCAUGGUGUAGUGAGUUUGUAUGGGUGCCCAGCGAAGUAA